UGAAGACGUGGCACGACACGUGGUGCGCGCCCCCAAGAAAACGGUCGUUUCGGGGGCGGGCGUGCCUGUACAGGAUUGGAGCUCAAAUCAGACCAGCCGUAUCGGAGGCGCGGAAGCCAAGCUUGGAACACUUUUUAAAAAAUGCUGUCCCGAUUCUCACGAUGCAUAAAUUCAAGUACUUCGACUUUAAAACGAAGACUCAAGACAGUAGCUUACUCUGCCACAGAAACAACAUUAAAAAUUGAAAAGUCACUUACUUCCGAAGAAGUCUUUGCACGUGAAGAAAAGUAUGGUGCACAUAAUUAUAGUCCACUGCCUGUAGCAUUGGCCAAAGGGGAAGGAGUUUAUGUAUGGGAUGUGGAAGGCAGACGGUAUUUUGACUUCCUGAGUGCUUACAGUGCUGUGAAUCAAGGCCAUUGUCACCCAAAGAUCAUUGAAGCACUAAAAACUCAAGCUGAUAAAUUGACUCUCACUUCGCGAGCUUUCUAUAAUAAUAUACUGGGAGAAUAUGAAGAGUAUGUCACAAAGCUGUUCAACUACAAGAAGAUGUUGCCAAUGAAUACAGGUGUGGAAGCAGGAGAAAGUGCUUGUAAGUUGGCUCGCAAAUGGGCAUACGAAGUUAAAGGAAUUCCUAAAUAUAAAGCAAAGAUCCUUUUUGCAGCUGGUAAUUUUUGGGGUAGAACCAUGUCUGCUGUUUCCAGUUCAACAGAUCCCAGUAGUUAUGAAGGGUUUGGACCAUUUAUGCCUGGGUUUGAAAUUAUUCCAUACAAUGAUCUGCCAGCGAUUGAGCGUGCAUUCCAGGAUCCCAAUAUGGCAGCGUUUAUGGUGGAACCAAUUCAGGGAGAAGCUGGAGUAAUUGUUCCUGACAAAGGCUAUCUUCAAGGAGUGAGAGAAUUGUGUACGAAGCAUAAUGUUCUGUUCAUCGCAGAUGAAGUGCAGACUGGUCUGGCCAGGACAGGGCGGCGUUUGGCAUGUGAUCAUGACGAUGUCAGACCAGAUAUUGUUAUGCUCGGAAAAGCCCUCUCUGGAGGGGUGUAUCCUGUCUCAGCUGUUUUGUGCGAUGAUGAAAUUAUGUUAACUAUUAAACCAGGUCAGCAUGGGUCAACAUAUGGUGGCAAUCCAUUGGCAUGUCGUGUUGCUGUUGCUGCACUUGAGGUUCUUGAAGAAGAAAAUUUGGCUGAAAAUGCAGAGCAAAUGGGAAAGCUUCUUCGAAGUGAGCUGAUGAAGCUGCCAUCUGAUGUUGUGACGGCAGUAAGAGGAAAAGGUUUAUUGAAUGCCAUUGUUAUUAGAGAAACAAAAGUUUUUGAUGCAAUGAAAGUUUGCAUUCGUCUGCGUGACAAUGGUCUGCUAGCUAAGCCAACCCAUGGGGAUAUCAUUAGAUUGGCGCCACCACUUAUCAUCAAGGAAGAUGAAUUAAGGCAAUGUGUGGACAUCAUUCAGAAGACCGUUUUGUCUUUUUGAAAUGUAUUGAAACUGUUAGGUAUUUUCAAAAACAACUUGGGCCAUAGAUGCAUGAUCAUGUAAUUUUGAUCUCUGCAGCUGUAAGGUAUUUUAAUCAAAAUAGUUGAUGCCUACCAAGCUUUUCUAAAACCUCUAAGCUACAUUUAACUUCAGUGUUGAAAAUGGUCCCUAAUUGACUGUUAAUCUAGUGAAAUUUGUACUGUGCUAAAAGCCUGUUCUUUAAAGUUGAGAAAAGUCGGAAUGGAAUUAAAGCUCACUUGAGGUCUCCAGAUUAAUUCAGCAGACCGUAUGCUUCCACUGUAAACAUUCUCUUGCUGUAAAUUUAUUGUGAUAUUAUAUUUAGACAGGCCAUUAUUUUCUGUGGUCAAAGAUAUAUGAAACUGAUUCUGUUUUUAAAUUUUUAUGGUAAGCAUCGUUAGAACUAUGACUGUCUGCCUUGCUCGCAUCCACAAAACAUUACUACUUGUUAUAUGCAUGUUUUUGUGUAGCCUAGGAGAGUUCUGUUACAUUCUUUGGUUAAAAUGGUCAACACUACUUUGACUCAUUAUGUGUAAUUAUAUUACACCUAUUGUAUAAAACUGUUUAAUAACUAGAAGACAUGAAGGACGUUUGAAUUUUUCAACCAUGCACAAACAAAAUUUGUUCUGUUACUAUACCUGUGAAAAAUGUUUUUGGUUUAUUGCAGUAAUAAAGGUUACGUUCAGCGCUGGGAACUUAAUUACUAUUGCAUCAAUGAUGCAAGACCAUUUUGGUUAACUUGCUGUACACUUGCAUAGUUCUUUGAUAAUGAAGAAGAUCUCUAGAAAAAAACUGAAUAAAAUUUCUGUGGCACACCUGA
Stegostoma tigrinum is the source of this 2299-nucleotide messenger RNA. It is a transcript of the gene oat, whose product is annotated as ornithine aminotransferase. Lineage: Eukaryota; Metazoa; Chordata; Chondrichthyes; Orectolobiformes; Stegostomatidae. The transcript has 10 exons. The record is from RefSeq and is a predicted model, not a curated record. Gene Ontology annotation, cellular component: cytoplasm. Bases 142 to 1461 code for a protein of 439 amino acids. Gene Ontology annotation, molecular function: pyridoxal phosphate binding; L-ornithine transaminase activity; identical protein binding.